This is a messenger RNA of Anguilla anguilla (European eel), 2811 nucleotides long. It is a transcript of the gene e2f5, whose product is annotated as E2F transcription factor 5. Gene Ontology annotation, biological process: regulation of transcription by RNA polymerase II. Gene Ontology annotation, cellular component: RNA polymerase II transcription regulator complex. NCBI's taxonomy places the organism in Eukaryota, Metazoa, Chordata, Actinopteri, Anguilliformes, Anguillidae. The record is from RefSeq and is a predicted model, not a curated record. Bases 290 to 1423 code for a protein of 377 amino acids. The transcript has 9 exons. Gene Ontology annotation, molecular function: DNA-binding transcription factor activity, RNA polymerase II-specific; protein dimerization activity; RNA polymerase II cis-regulatory region sequence-specific DNA binding.
UUACCCCAAUCAAAGAAAAAGUUCGAAAAUAAGGCAGGAGUGAACUGUCUGUUUUUUUGGGGGGUGUGCCACUAGUGAGCCGUGGUUGCCAAGGCAAUGGUAAUCUAACGUCACUUCCUUUCAUUUAAAAACCCUCGAACUACGAGACGAGAAGCUGCAGCCUGAGGUAAAUACUCAGCUAGCUAUAUAUUGAAUGGAGACAUUUCGGCUUCUUGCUGCCUUCGAACCUCGUCUGGACAACUGAGCUAAACUACAAGGAAACUACUUUGGAGAUCUGGAGCUCGAGACAAUGACUGAGUCUGUGAGCUCGAGCCUGCAGAACGGCACACCAAACGGGUCGAGUCGCCAUGAGAAAAGUUUGGGUCUCCUCACCAUUAAGUUUGUGACGCUACUUCAAGAAGCUAAGGACGGCGUGCUUGAUCUCAAAGUGGCCGCUGACAGCCUCGCAGUGCGACAGAAGCGGCGGAUAUAUGACAUCACCAAUGUCCUGGAGGGAGUGGGACUCAUCGAGAAGAAAACCAAGAAUAUCAUCCAGUGGAAGGGCGAGAACUCGGGCUGCCAGACCAAAGAGACCCUGGAGCGGGUGGAGUUCCUGAAGGCCCAGAUGGCUGAGCUGGAGCUGAGGGAGCAGGAGCUGGACAGCCAGAAGGCCUGGCUGCAGCAGAGCAUCGAGAGCAUGACCCAGGACCCCGUGGACAGCCGAUUCAAAUAUGUUACACAUGAAGAUAUCUGUAACGCCUUCAACGGCGACACCCUGCUGGCUGUCAUCGCCCCCUCUGGAACUCAGCUGGAGGUGCCCGUGCCGGAGAUGGGCCAAAGCGGUCAGAAGAAGUACCAGGUCAACCUCAGGAGCCAAUCGGCUCCCAUUCAGGUCAUGCUGAUCAACCGCGAGACCACCUCCUCCAAGCCGGUGGUGUUCUCCGUCCCGCCCCCCGACGACAUCUCGGCCGUGGCCACGCCCCUCACCCCCCCGGACAGCGCGCAGAAGUAUCCCGCCGGCGACCUGUGCCUGCCGGACCACAAGGGGGCGCUGUCCGGGCAGCAGCAGCAGCAGCAGCAGCAGCUCCUCACCCCCAGCUCUGUCUCUGACCUGCAGAUGGACUGUAACCCCCAGCCGGCCUCCUGCCUGAUGAUGUCGGACCCCCUGGCCUGCCCGCCGGUCGCCCCGGAGACGGAGGAGGGCGGGGGCCCCGGGCUGCAGCCGCUGCUGCCCCUGGACGUGGGGAGCCUGCUGAAGCUCAACACGGCCGACCAGCUGAAGGAGGAGAGAGAGGGAGUUGCGGAUCUAAUCGAUGAGCUGAUGUCCUCUGAUGUGUUCCCCUUGCUGCGCCUCUCGCCCACCCCGGGCGUCGACUACAACUUCAACCUGGACGACAACGAAGGGGUCUGCGACCUGUUCGACGUGCAGAUUCUCAACUAUUGAAGAGAGGAGGAAGCUCUGCGUUGCUGAGCCCCAGUCCCUUCCAUUAUGGCCUGCUUCCUUUUUCUUUUAUUUUGUUUUAUUUUUCCUCUUGUUCGGGUGACCGACUGUUUUAAGUUGAGUUGGUGGGAAACGGGGGUGUCAAACGCAAGUCCCCGGGAGGGCCGCAGCGUCUGCGGGUUUUUUGUGGUUUCCUCUCGAUCAGCAGCCAAUUUAGGCCCUGGGAAGCGAGGUGUGUGGACUCUAUAGUCAAUCAGUGCCUUGAGCGUAGCGCUUUAGUACUGAGAGAACCUGCAGACGCUGCGGCCCUCUGGGACUUGGAGUCUGGCGCCUCUGGGCGUCAGAGCUUCAAUGCACGCUGCCUCCUGACCCAGUGGUUGGUCCACCCCCCCGCCCCCCCCUCAUCCCUGAUCAGUGUUCGCCAAGGAAGAGCAGCCUGUGAAAGUGGAGGACUGGUCUGUGAAGGUUUGUAGAAAAUGAAGGAGCUCAGUGAAGGAGCUAUCUCUCACAGGCUAGUGAAGGAGAAAACGUUGUAGCUGUUCAGUGUGUGCAUUUGUGAUCUGGCUGCAGUCUGCCUGCAGGCGUGUCAAAAAUAAGACGCACACACAUGCACAAGCACACACAUACAUACACACACACACGCAUACGCAUACACACACACAUGCCUCUCUUAAUUCACCCUUUAUUGUGGGUGGGGGAGUUAUGGUUGUAGAUAUGGUGCUUUGUCUUCAAUUUUGAUCAAGAAGUUUAUACGUUUGCUUUCUUCCCCAUAAUUUUUGCACAAAAUUUGUUAAAUAGUGUGACUGUCCACAAGUACAAGAAGUACAAAGGGGAAGAAAAGUUUGUGAAAAGGACAGAUUUUGCCAGACAAAGCGGCUGAGCUGUAGAGUCAGUGGUCUAGCUGUGUUAAAGGUGUUUGAGUAUUGAGCAUUGAAGUAUCAGUAUACGUAUUGAUAUGGUCUACAUCCCCACUUUUUUAUUUUUUCUUUCCCCCAGCCCUGGUUCAGUCUGAAGGAUUUGAAACUGAAGCAAUCGCAAUCAUUCAGUUUUUGUGUUGAACAGGUCUAAUGCGCCCCCCCCCCCCCCCCCCCCCCCUUUCCCCUAUAUUGAUGUCGCACUGCCAUAAUUGAGACUUUCUAUGUUUGGAGUAAUUUUUCAGGUUUCUUUAGUUCACUCUAAAUAUGUUUACCUACAGAUUUAAGAAAUUCAUUUUGUACUUUAAUAUAAGCAUGUGUACAUUUUGUGUGCUGCCUUUCUGUUUUUGUAUGGCCUGGCUUUUUCGAUGUUCACUGCUUGCUGUCUAUAAACACUGCCUUUUUCAGCACUUUUCUAAAAACUUCCAGGGUUUUUUUUCUUUUCUUGUCCCUAAUCAAGAGGACUGUUUUUGUAUU